Messenger RNA from Orbicella faveolata, 317 nucleotides. Its product is annotated as translation factor GUF1 homolog, mitochondrial-like. Gene Ontology annotation, cellular component: mitochondrion. Gene Ontology annotation, biological process: positive regulation of translation. NCBI's taxonomy places the organism in Eukaryota, Metazoa, Cnidaria, Anthozoa, Scleractinia, Merulinidae. The record is from RefSeq and is a predicted model, not a curated record. Gene Ontology annotation, molecular function: GTPase activity; mitochondrial ribosome binding; GTP binding.
ACCUUUCCUUGCAGGAGAUGAAGUUAUGUCUGCUUACACUCAGCAGAAGUACGAGGUGUUGGAUGUUGGGAUUAUGCACCCUGGAGAAGUCUCCACUGGUGCACUAUUUGCUGGCCAAGUUGGCUUUGUAGCCUGUGGAAUAAGGAACAGUAAAGAUGCUCAGAUCGGGGACACUUUCUUCCAUCCUCAUGCUCCUGUGGAACCCCUGAAGGGAUUCAAACCCAUGAGUCCUAUGGUGAGGACAAUAUUUAAAUCAAUUGGCAACUGUCAAAGUCAUUUUGUUAAAUGUGUAUGUGCACAAAAACAGUAACAGAAAU